AUGAGUAGGGGAGUAGCAGCAACUCCGGCCAUAUCGUCGUUUGCAUUGCAGGAGCUUCUGGUUGAGUAUGCAAACAUAAAGACUCUGUGUCCGUCCGGAGUGUAUGUCGCUACGUCGCCUACGACGCCCCAGAUAUGGUACGGUGUGAUUUUUGUACGGAAAGGUCCUUAUGCGGGCGGCAUCUUUCGAUUCAUGCUUUUCUUCCCAGACAGUUAUCCCGCGUCGCUUCCGAUCCUCAAACUGCUCUCCCCGCUGGCCUCGCAUCCUCUUGUGAACCCGCUCACAUCUGAAUUCGACUUUUCGUACGCGGAAAAAUCAGAGGAAGAGAUGCUUUUGUACGAUGAGGCAGAGCGGGAAUCGCCGUUCCGUUGGAACGGGCGCGUCUUUGUCGGUCGUGUGUUGAGCUAUUUCAAGCGGUCGUUCAAGUCAGGCGGUUUAGGCGAGAUCCCGGGUCUUUACCAGCGAGACCCGGAAAGGUUUAAAGCACUAGCAGCACAGGACGUUGCGCAGUCGCGGGCGACUCACGCGCUGUUCGACGAGGAUGAGAAUGGGGAUCCGUAUGCGGGAGACGAGGCGAGUAUGGCGAUGAACUUGGUGUCGGAAGAGAACACGCUGAGGUUUGCGAGACUUGACGAUGGUCCGGCGUUUGCGCGACAGCUGUCAACUAGUCCGGGUUCAGGGUCGCCGACUGCAGAGAUUGGAGCACCGCAGUAUAGCGUUCGGUCGACGAUGGGUGAGACUGGACGAGGGAUUUGGGAGAUUCUUGAGCAGGAAGUUGGUAGCGCAGCCUAG
Messenger RNA from Myxozyma melibiosi, 792 nucleotides. RefSeq names its product ubiquitin-conjugating enzyme/RWD-like protein. Bases 1 to 792 code for a protein of 263 amino acids. The transcript has 2 exons. The record is from RefSeq and is a predicted model, not a curated record. Lineage: Eukaryota; Fungi; Ascomycota; Lipomycetes; Lipomycetales; Lipomycetaceae.